Molecule: messenger RNA, 1430 nt
Organism: Ictalurus furcatus (blue catfish)
Lineage: Eukaryota; Metazoa; Chordata; Actinopteri; Siluriformes; Ictaluridae
Exons: 6
Coding region: 155-1162 (335 amino acids)
Biological process (GO): response to bacterium
Source: RefSeq, a predicted model, not a curated record
UAGAGACAUGUAGAUGGAAAGGAUAUAGAACUUGUGACUUGUAACUCAGCCAAUCAGGUGAAAGUCUCCAGUACAAAAUACUUGGUGCUUUCCUCGCUUAUUUAUUUAUUUUGUUCUCGAAGAGCUCGAUCUGAAUAUUAUUUCACCUCUGAAGAUGGCUCCAGUAUGGACAAUUAUUUUAUUUCUCAACACAAUAUCUCCAGCUCUAUCUGUGGAUUUGUCCAGACCAUCAUUUCUCUCAGUGAAGUCUGGAGAACGUGUUACUCUUAAAUGCCCAUUUGGAGAUAUUCCUAAGGCUGAAAGUGUGGUCUGGUACAAACAAAUAUUUGGAGAAAUGCCUCAAAAAGUGGGAGAAAAAUUAUCAUUUAAAGGUAUCAAAAUUUCCCCUGAGUUCAGAACUUCAGGAUUUACAAUGGAGGCGACUGAUAACGGCAUCUCUCUGAUAAUUCCACAUAUAAUAAAGGAUGAUGGAGGACUUUACUACUGUGGAAGAUUUAGCUGGGAGAAUUUUACAUUAUCUAAUGGAACUUUCUUGGAUGUAACAGGUGAUGGAGAUGUAAAAGUGUCAGUGUUCCAGAGCGACGUGUCGGACUCGGUUCCUGCAGGAGCGUCAGUGACUCUGCAGUGCUCGGUUCUCUCUGAGAGCAGAUCAGCAGAACUCCAAGUGCUCUGGUUCAGAGCUGCUCCACCACAAUCCCAUCCUCAAAUCAUUUACACUCAUCACAACAGCAGCCAUCAGUGUGAGAGCGGCUCUUCUACACACACCUGUGUGUACAACUUCUCCAAGAACAUCCUCAGCCUCAGUGAUACUGGAACUUACUACUGCGCUGUGGCCGUGUGUGGGAAGAUCAUUUUUGGGAACGGGACAAGAGUACAAUUAAGAAAACCUUCACUCAAAGAAUCUGUGGAUCCUGUAGUGAUCUGCCUCGCUGUAGCAUUAGGAGUGUGUGUGGUUGUGAUCUUUGCUCAUGUCGUAAGCUCUAAAGGGAGAAACUGUGAACGUUGUCAUGUGAGAUCUCAUCACGGUUCUGCAGUAGAGAAAACACUCAAUCAGGGCCGUUCUGCUCUCGAGGUCAAUUUUUCUGCUUUACAUUUCAAAGAGAGGAAAAUCAAACCCAAUGAUAGAAUGUACACUGAAGUGGUUUACUCCUCUUUUACUUAGAAUAUAUUUCAGUAAUGCUUUAUAUUACACAUGAUAUUACUGCACAUGUCUCUUACUGUUUCAUGAAUGCAUUGAUCAAUAGUAAAUCUACAGCAAGCCUUACAUGUAUUAUUGUCUUUUGUUGUUGUUGUAAAUGUAAGAAUCUGUGGUUUGAAGUAAAAGUAAAGAUCAGAUGAAAGCUCAUAUCGUCCGAAAUCAUUUUAAACUGUUAGUGUCGUUACAGUCCCAUGCCAACUGAAGAGACACAUAAGGGGCACUCUACAUAAGU